UAUAAUCUCACCAUGUCCAAAUUACUAUUGCGCUAUCCAUGGGUAUCCGCCCCGUUGAUCGUGGGCGCCCCCAUGCGUGUGUUCUCCGGGCCAGCCCUAGCAGUCUCCAUCUCCCGCGCCGGCGGACUCGGAUUCAUAGGACCAGCCGCGAAGACGGAGGAUACGAUUACGGACCUUGAGCAAGCAUUGUCUUUGGUCAGAGACGUUCGCUCCUCCAGCUCGCUAGACGCAUUUAGCAGGAUCCAGGAAAGUUCAAGUGCAACUUCAACUUCCGUACUUCCCAUUGGAGUAGGCUUCCAGCUCUGGAAAGAUGACCUCAACGUCGUCGUUACAGCGAUGGAGAAAUACCGACCUUGUGCGGCAUGGUUAUUCGCGCCACGCCAGGUCAAAGAAUUCGACGACUGGUCUUCUCGGAUUCGAAAUGCAUCCCCGCAAACACAGAUAUGGAUUCAGAUCGGGUCUGUCGGUGAAGCGCGAUCCCUCCUGUCGAAUUCCGAGAAACCAGAUGUCCUCGUCAUCCAGGGCUCGGAGGCAGGCGGACACGGCCGGGAGAAGGACGGAAUCGGUCUCAUCACUCUAUUUCCCGAAGUUGCGGAUAUCCUCGCGAGUGGUAAUCGAAACAUUCCACUUGUCGCAGCCGGCGGAAUCGUAGACGGACGAGGCGUUACCGCGGCCCUAUCCCUCGGCGCAUCCGGAGCGGCGAUGGGGACGCGCUUCCUCGCCUCCACAGAGGCGCGGAUUCAAAAGGGGUAUCAGGAUGAGAUUGUGCGUGCAUCUGACGGCGCUGUGUCGACGGUGCGGACGCUGCUCUAUAAUCACCUUCGCGGCAUAUAUGGCUGGCCGGAGGGAUAUAGUCCUCGGACUAUUGUGAACCAGUCGUACACCGAAUAUCUGGCGGGACGGCCGUUUGAGGAGUUGAAGCGGUUGCAUGAUGAGGAGAAUGCCCGGUCAGGAGGUGGUGGUGGAUGGGGCCCUGAGGGGAGACUUGGGACUUAUGCGGGCGCGUCUGUUGGAUUGAUCCGUGAGGUGAAACCUGCUGUGGAUAUUGUCCAUGAGGUGAGGGAAGAUGUGUUGCGGAGGAUUCGUGCUUUGCAGAGUCAGACUUCCGAGUAAAUAUAACGGGUUAGUAGCGGAAUUGUACUUAGUAUGGGAUGAUGCUGAGCACUAUUGCCUUCGCUGAAAAAGAAUCAUUCAACACGAGAAAUGUAGAAUGCAUUGAAUUCAUUACCG
Messenger RNA from Monascus purpureus, 1230 nucleotides. The record is from the annotation of a GenBank genome assembly. NCBI's taxonomy places the organism in Eukaryota, Fungi, Ascomycota, Eurotiomycetes, Eurotiales, Aspergillaceae.